Dermatophagoides farinae (American house dust mite) is the source of this 451-nucleotide messenger RNA. NCBI's taxonomy places the organism in Eukaryota, Metazoa, Arthropoda, Arachnida, Sarcoptiformes, Pyroglyphidae. The record is from RefSeq and is a predicted model, not a curated record.
UGUUGUCUUUGAUUCAAAACUAGUGAUUAAAUGUUUUCAUUCAUUCAGAUGAGAAUUGGUCAUUCUUUUUGCUGUUGAAUAAAAAAUAAUUCUUCUGUAUUUAAAAAUAAUGAGCACUGUGGCUAAAGCUUGGAAGGUUAUCAAACCUCAUGUGCCUUUGAUUCAUUUUAAAAAAGGAGGUCAUCCAACAAAUCAAACACAUGGAUCGAUGGCAGCCGUAUCGGCAACGACGACGACAACAACAACAAAAACAACAACCACGACAAUGUCAUUGAUGGAUGAUACACAAUUACCGGCACGAUUUCAACGUAAACCAAUCAGUGAAUUGGAAAUGCAGCUGAUUGAGACCGGUGGUGUACCAUUAUGAUGACUAUGAUGUAAUCGAAUCGAAUUCAUUGCGUAGAAUGUUUGCCUUUUUUUUGUCUAGGAAAAGAAAUGAAAAAAUAGAAAU